Alosa sapidissima (American shad) is the source of this 8726-nucleotide messenger RNA. Its product is annotated as nebulette-like. Gene Ontology annotation, cellular component: Z disc. The record is from RefSeq and is a predicted model, not a curated record. Gene Ontology annotation, molecular function: actin filament binding. Gene Ontology annotation, biological process: cardiac muscle thin filament assembly. The transcript has 62 exons. NCBI's taxonomy places the organism in Eukaryota, Metazoa, Chordata, Actinopteri, Clupeiformes, Clupeidae. The coding region runs from base 132 to 7271 and encodes 2379 amino acids.
AGUGAGCGGGAGUCGUACAGGACAAGUGGUCAGUCGUAGCACACAGGAACGAGGCUCAGGCUCUCACUUGGGUACAGCAAUCCAGCCCAGGACUGUGCGGUUAAAAGCGGCCACUCUGCAUUUUGCUCAGCAUGGACAUCGACAUGGAAAGUUGUGGAGUAACUGCUGAGGAGACGGAGCUCCGAGUGCGUACGACGGAAAAGACUUCUGGAGUAACUGCUGAGGAGACGGAGGUCCGAGUGCGUACGACGGAAAAGAGUUCUGGAGUAACUGCUGAGGAGACGGAGCUCCGAGUGCGUACGACGGAAAAGAGUUCUGGAGUAACUGCUGAGGAGACAGAGGUCCGAGUGCGUACGACGGAAAAGAGUUCUGGAGUAACUGCUGAGGAGACAGAGGUCCGAGUGCGUACGACGGAAAAGAGUUCUGGAGUAACUGCUGAGGAGACAGAGGUCCGAGUGCGUACGAGGGCAAAGAGUAUUGUGAAGGAGGAGGCUGAGGCCCCUCCGAAGCCCCUGUACGAUGACCCCACCCUAGCACACGCCAGGAGGUGCAGCGUGAUCCUGAGUGAUGUCAAGUAUAAGGAGGAGUAUGAAAAGACCAAGUGGCAGUGCAGGGUUGGUCCCGACACGCCUGUGAUCCAGCAUGCCAAGCACAUGGGCACUCUCGUGUCUGAGAGUAAGUAUAAGGAGGAGGGCAUGAAGGACGCAACCGUCUCUCUCUACCACGUGAUGCCGGACACCAUGCAGACCCAGCACGCCAGGGAGGCCGAGCAGCUGCGCAGCGAGAUUAAGUACCGUGAGGUGGGGAAGAGUGAGAUCACCAGCUCCCUCUACGCACUGCUGCCAGAGACCACCGAGACGCAGCUGGCCAAGGAGCACUCCCAACUGCAGAGUGACAACAAGUACCGAGAGGAGGGGAAGAAGGAGGCGUCCACGUCUCUCUACUCUGUUCUGCCAGAGACGUUAGAGACCCAACACGCCAGAGAAGCCUCUGAGCUGCAGAGUGAGACGAAGUACAAAGAGGCUGGCAAGAAAGAAGCCAGCACGUCUCUAUAUGCCCACAUGCCAGAAACCAAUGAGAUCCAGCACGCCAAAGAGGUGUCCCAGCUACUGAGCGAGGUCAAGUACAAAGAGGGCCGGAGAGGCACGUGCUCCUCCCUGUACUCCCAGCUGGCCGACACGGCCGAGAUCCAGUUCGCUCGGGAGAUGACCGAGAUGCUGAGUGAGAACAAGUACAAAGAGAGUGGUAAAAAGAGCAUCUCCAACAGUGUCUACUCACAGCUAGCCGACACCACAGACAUCCAGUUCGCUAAAGCCAUCGCUGAACUGACCAAUGAGAGAAAGUACAAAGAGGCAGGCAAGAAGGGUGUGAACAGCUGCCUGUAUUCCCUUCUUCCUGAAACGCUGGAAACCUUGCAUGCCAAACAGGUCUCCGAGCUACUCAGUGAGAUCAAGUACAAAGAGGAGAAGAAGGACAACACAUCAAGCAUUUAUCAUCUGAUGCCGGAGACCAUGACCACACAGUUUGCUAAAGAGGUUUCAGACAUUCAAAGUGAGGUGAAGUACAAAGAGAAGAGCAAGAGCUCCUCCUCCAGCAUCUACUCCCAGCUCCCUGAAACUACGGAGACGCAGUUCGCCAAGCAGAUGUCCCAACUGCAGAGUGAGUCCAAAUACAGAGAGGCUGGAAAGAAAGAGGCCUCCAGCUCUCUCUACCACCAGCUGCCAGAGACAAUGGAGACGCAGCACGCUAAAGAGGCUGGCAAGCUACUGAGCGACCUCAAAUACAAAGAAGUGGGAAAGAAGGAUACGUCCAGCUCGCUCUACUCGCUCAUGCCGGACACGACACAGACGCAGUUCGCCCGAGAGAUGACCGACCUGCAGAGCGAGAACAAGUACAAAGAGGACAGCAAGAAGAGCGUCAGCAGCAGCAUCUACUCCCAGCUCCCGGAGACAACAGAGACGCAGUUUGUCAAAGCCGUCUCCCACAUGCAGAGCCAGACUAAAUACAAAGAGGCUGGUAAGAAGCAGGCUUCAAGCGCGCUGUACCACGGACUGCCGGAGACCUUGGAGACCCAGCAUGCCAAAGAAGCCCACCAGCUGCAGAGUGAGCUCAGAUACAAAGAGGGAGGCAAGAAGGAGAUCUCGUCCAACCUCUACUCUCAGCUCCCUGAGACAGCGGAGACCCAGUUUGCCAAACAGCAGUCGGAGCAGCGCAGCGAGAUGAAGUACAGAGAGGACAUGAAGGACAACUCCAUCAACCUCUAUUCCCUCCUGCCAGAGACAGCAGAGACCAAGUUUGCUAAGGAGAUGACUGACAUGCAUAGUGAGGCCAAGUAUAGAGAGGCCGGGAAGAAGCAGGCGUCCAGCUCUCUCUACCACCAGAUGCCUGAAACACUGCAGACCCAGCACGCCAAGGAGGCCUACCAGCUCCAGAGUGAGGUGGUGUAUAAGGGGGGGAAGGCGGACUUCUCCGGGUCCACGUACACACAGCUGCCUGAGACACUGCAGACCCACUUCGCCAGAGAGAUGACAGAACUGCAAAGCCAGAACAAGUAUAAGGAACAAGGGAAAAAGGAGAUGAGCACCAGUAUCUACUCCCAGCUGCCAGAGACCAGAGAGACCCAGUUUGUUAAAGCCGUGUCAGAGGUGGUGUCAGAGGCCAAAUAUAAAAAAGCCGGUCAGAGCAAGACGCCUGCCUCCCAGUACUCCACAAUGCCUGAGACUCUGGACACACAACACGCUAAACAUGCGUCUGAACUUCAAAGCGAGCUGAAGUACAAGCAGGAGGGGAGGAAGGCUCAGCCCCACUGCCUCUACGUGCUCAUGCCAGAGACACCGCAGACCCAGCUGGCCAAGGACAUCAUGGAGGCCCAGAGCCACGUCAAGUACAAGGAAGAGGGCAAGAGGGCGGCGUCCAGCAGCCUCUACUCACAGCUACCUGAGACCGCUGACACGCAGAUGGCCAAACAGAUGUCAGAGAUGCAGAGCGAGUCCAAGUACAAGCAGGAGGGGAAGGAAGAGGCGGCCGUGUCGCUGUACCACCAGCUGCCUGCCACCCUGGAGACGCAGCACGCCAGAGAGGCCUACGAGCUGCAGAGCCAAUCUAAAUACAAAGAGGCUGGGAAAAAGGCAGCGACCACAUCCCUGUACCAUCACUUGCCAGAAACGCUUGAGACGCAGCAUGCCAAAGAAGCCUCCAAGCUAGCGAGCGAUGUCCGGUACAAAGAGGGUGUGAAGAAGGAGCUGGCCACUUCCCUCUACUCCCAGCUGGCUGACACGUCCGAAACCCAGCUGGCCAGGGAGCUCACAGAACUGCAGAGUCAGAACAAGUACAAAGAGGACAGCAAGAAGAGCGUCAGCAGCAGCAUCUACUCCCAGCUCCCGGAGACAACAGAGACGCAGUUUGUCAAAGCCGUCUCCCACAUGCAGAGCCAGACCAAAUACAGAGAGGCGGGUAAGAAGCAGGCCUCCAGCUCGUUGUACCAUCAGCUGCCAGAGACACUGGAGACUAAACACGCCAAAGAGGCCUACGAGCUUCAGAGUGAGAUAAAGUACAAGGAGGGCGGUAAGAAGGAAGCGGCCUCGUCCCUCUACUCACAGCUGCCAGAGACAACGCAAACACAGCUCGCCAAGGAGCUUUGUGACAUCUACAGUGAGGUGAAGUACAAAGAGGGCGGAAAGAGAGAGAUCUCCUCCAAUCUUUACUCACUGCUCCCUGAGACCGCCGAGACCCAGUUUGCCAAGGAGCAGUCUGAGCUCCAGAGUGAGGUCAAGUACAAAAGAGAGACCCAGUCGGAGCUGCCCAACUGCCUGUACGCCCUGCUGCCUCAGACCAGCGAGAUCCAGUUUGCUAAAGAAGUGGCCGAGUCCCUGAGUGAGCGGCUGUAUAAAGAGGAGGGGAAGAAGCAGGCGUCCACGUCUCUCUACUCUGUUCUGCCAGAGACGUUAGAGACCCAACACGCCAGAGAAGCCUCAGAGCUGCAGAGUGAGAGCAAGUACAAGGCGAGUGGGAAACACAGCCUCUCCACAUCUCUCUACUCCCAGCUGCCCCAGACCAUGGACACCCAGUUUGCUGCGAUGCUCUCGGACCUGCAGAGUGACAACAAGUACAAAGAGGAGGGCAAGAAGAGCGUCAACAACUGCAUCUACUCCCAGCUCCCAGACACCACCGACAUCCAGUUCGCUAAAGCCAUCUCCGAGCUUCAGAGCCAGACCAAGUACAAAGAGGCUGGAAAGAAGGAGAUCUCCAGCUCGCUCUACUCCCAGCUGCCUGAGACUCUGGAGACGCAGCACGCCAAAGAGGUCGGCCAGCUCCUCAGCGAGAACAAGUACAAAGAGGGGAGGAAGGACACCAACCCCAGUUUGUACUCCCAGCUCCCUGAGACCAACCAGACUCAGUUUGCCAAGGCAGUCUCUGAGCUGCAGAGUGAGAGUAAAUAUAAGCAGAAGGCCAAAGAGGAGGAGUCCUGCAGUCUGUUCCACCAGCUGCCUUACACAACACACACGCAGUUUGCCAAGCAGGUGGCAGAGAUGCAGAGUGAGCACCAGUACAAGCGUGACACACUGCAGGAGAUGUCCCACUGCCUGUACGCACAGCUUCCCCAGACGGCUCAGACCCAGUUUGCCAAAGAGCUGGCCCAGUCGCUGAGCGAGAGUAAGUACAAAGAAGAGGGAAAGAAGGAUAUGGUGAACUGUCUGUACGCCCAGAUGGCUCAGACCAGUGAAACACAGCAUGCCAAAGAGCUAUCCCAGCUCUACAGCGAGAAAAGCUACAGGGAAGGUGCUAAGACAGACGCAGGAGCCUAUCUGUAUGCACAGAUGCCUCAGACCAUCGAAACUGUGUUCGCCAAAGAAGUGGGCAAGCACCAAAGCAACAAACUGUACAAGGAGAAGUAUGAGGCGGAGAAAGGAAAGGCAAGCUACACCAACAUGAAGACCCUGCCCGAUGUCCAGCACGCCAUGGAGGUCAACAAGAAGCAGAGCGCAGUGGAGUACAGGAAGGGCAGGCUGGACAUGCACAAGUACAGUGACGUGGUGGACAGACCAGACAUACGCAGUGCCACCGAAGCAACCAAACUGGCUAGUGAUGUGGCGUAUAAGAGCAAGGCCAAAGCCAAUCUGUACAACGAGCAGUCUGUUCUGGGCAGGCCUGAUAUCGAGCAUGCAAAGAGGACCUCUUCUCUGGCCAGCCAGGUGAAAUAUAAGGAGAAGUUUGAGAGGGACCAAAAGGGACAGAAGCCCCAGUAUAACCCUGGAGACUGUGUGUCCUUCAAACACACCCAGGCGGCCUCAGCCCUCGCUAGCCAGGUCAAGUACAAGAGUGGUCAGAUGCAUGAGCCAGCCACAGAUCUGCCUAACCUGCUUCAUCUGGGUCACACUCUCCACGCCAGCAAGCUGCAGAGCAACGUGGAGUACAGGAAGAAGUACGAGCAGUCCAAGGGCCGCUACCACAUCGCCUUGGACACAGCAGAACAGCUCCACCACAAGGAGAAUGCCGUGCUACACAGCCAGGUCAAAUACAAAGAGGACUAUGAGAAAUCAAGAGGCAAGUCCCUGAUGGAGUUUGUGGACACUCAGUCUUACAAAGUGUCCAAGGAAGCUCAGAAAAUGCAAAGUGGGAGAAAGUACCGGAAGGAGUACGAGGACACUGUGCGGGGCAGAGCUCUGGUGGAUGUGGACCUCACCCCAGCAUACAUCACCGCCCGCAACGCCACUAGCCUCAUCAGCGAUAAAGAGUACAGGAAGGAUCUGGAGUUGGAGGUGAAGGGGAAGGGGAUGUCGGCUCUGGAGGACACGCCAGACCUGCUGCGGGCGAAGAACGCCGGGCAGAUCCUCAACGAGAAAGAGUACCGCAAAGAUCUUGAGACGGAGAUCAUUGGCAAAGGCAUGGAGAUCAGCAGCGAUGUCCUUGACAUCCAGAGAGCCAAGAAGGCCUCCGAGAUAACCAGCCAGCUGAACUAUAAGCAGACGGAGAAGCUGAAGGAGCACUCAUACGGCACGCUGACGGACACCCCUGAGCUGCUGCAUGCCGCCUACCUGAAGGACGUGUACAGCCAGAAAAAGUACAAGGACGAGGCGGAGAGACUGAAGGUCUCGUACGGAGGGCUGUCGGACACCACGGAGAUGGAGAGAGUCAAGACCAACCAGAGGAACAUCAGCUCACUCAGGUACACAUGGGACUCGAAGCUGAUGAGGGGACUGAUGUCCUCUGUCACAGAAACGCCGGAGAUUGUUCUGGCCAGAGAGAACGCAAAGAAUUUCAGCGAUGUGAAGUACCGGGAGGGUGUUGGCAGUGGAACCGCAGUGAAGGAAACCCCAGAGAUGGAACGAGUCCGCCGGAACCAGGAGAACAUCAGCUCAGUAAGAUAUAAGAAGCCGGCAGGGCAGGCCACCAGUGUUGGGAUGACUCCAGAACUGGAGCGGGUCAAACAGAACCAAGAGAACAUCAGCUCUAUAAAGUAUCAGAAGGGUCUGCAGGAGGUGAAGGGCCGCUCUUGUUCAGAACUGGACACUCCUGAAAUGCGGCGUGUCCGCAAGUCUCAAAACGACAUCUCCAUGGCCAAGUACCAUGAGGACUUUGAGCGCGCGCGGGGUCGUGGUGGCACCCCUGGGCUGGAGGAGGGCAUGGGCAUGGGCAUGGAGCACGGGCACCCCCACCCCCACCACAACAACCAGGUGAUGAGCGAGGCCGCCUACAAAGGCGUGCACCCACAGGUGGUAGAGAUGGACCGUAGACCGGGCAUCAACGUAGACCUGAAGGUGUGGCGCACUGAUCCUGGGUCCAUCUUUGAUUUUGACCCCGUGGAGGAUAAUAUUCAGUCCAAGAGCCUGCACAGACUGUCCGAGCGGGCCAGUCGGCUGAGCAGGCAGCAGUCGCAGCAGUCGCUGCCGUCCCAGGCCCAGUCCGUGUGCAGCUCCAUCGGCUCCGAGCUGUGGGACCGCAGUGUGUCUGUGUGCAGCAGCAGCUCCGCCAUGCAGUCCCAGCCGGACAGAGGUGCGUACCACCAAGGAGGACAGCACCAGGGACACUACAUGCACCAGAGCAGCAUGUCCUCAGUGAGGUCUGUCCAGUCUCCCCCUCACUCCGCCACCAUGAGAGUGUAUCGCGCUCUGUACGACUAUGCCGCCCAGGACCAUGACGAGGUGUCUUUCCGCGACGGCGACGUCAUCAUCAACGCGCAGCCCAUCGACGAGGGCUGGAUGUACGGCACCGUCCAGAGGACCGGCAGGUCCGGCAUGCUGCCCGCCAACUACGUGGAGUGUUGCAAUUAGAGGGGAGGAUCUGGUUGGGUUUUUUGGGGGGGGGGCAGGGGGAUACGGUAGGAUAAUUCGACAGAACACCUGCCCUCAAACCCCACCCCAGCUCCCGCCCUAGCUGUGGGGGCAAUAGAAGUCCUGGGAGGCUGAGGAGUCGAGUGUGCUGUAGUUCCGAGGCACACUGCAGCCAUAAUGUUAGCUACGCUGUUUAGAUCUCUAUGAGCAUGACCUGGACAGGUAUUCAACUCCUUCUGUGCCACACAUUAAUACACAUCUUGCUUUAUAAAAACUGUGAUUCUAUGCUUAUGGGGAUGUUAAUGUCGUGUUAUUGUUACUGGAUGAAAAUACUGAAACGGAUUAUGGCCCAGUAUGUCUAGUUCUGCUCAGGUAGGAUCGGCAAGCAGGGAGAGAGAGAAUAUGAAUAUAGAACAUAGAAUGGUCAGUAGAAUUUCUCCGCCCUCAGGACUUCUAUUGGAAGGACAGACCUGCCUUGUAUUAUUCCUUUGUGUCUCUAUUUUUGUUAACUUUCACAUUUAGGUGUUAUCACUAAUACAUUUUUUUAUUAUUGUUAUUAUUAUAAUUAUAUGGUUAUUAUAAUUUACAAAAAAGGAAAAACAUUGAGUGACAGACUCUGGGUUCUUCAGUAAGGUGGUCUGCAGCAACACAACCUGUUAUGUUAUUAUUAACACUUUUUUUCUUAUGAGUAUUGUGUUAUUAUUAACUUUUUUUUUUCUUAUGAGUAUUGGGUAGUUCAGUGCUGUAGACAUGGUAAACAAUAUCUCCUGUCUCAAUGACCUUGACUGUGUUGUAUGUUUGUAUACAAUAUGCAUGUACAGAAUACUAACUGGGAUCUAUAGUACGUUUUCUGAGGCGAAGUCCAACUCUAUAGAUGUUGAAGCAAAGUUCCAGCAGGUUGUUUAAGACAUCAUUCUGUGGCUAGUGGCACGAGAACACCAUGAAAAGAUAUGUGUGUAUAUUAGUACUGCGGAAUCACAAGGUUGUUUAGGUGCAGAGAUAAUUGCAGCACUGUCUGUGAUGAGGGCAGUCCAAAAUAUUUCAGUUACAUAAGCAAUAUAUCGUUUUGUCACUUAGAUACACAUAUACAGAACACCCUUAAAAUCCAUGUUUCUGUGACAGAUUCAUGGAUGUUGACUUUUUGUGUCACUCAACUCAACUGAAAGAAUUGACAUUAUCCAGAAUAUUCCACAUUAUUCCAACUCCAUAAAGGAGAUGCAAAUAACCAUAGUGUGUUGCACAUCUAAUGGUUUUAAUCAAGUUUCUGCACAUCCGUCUUGGGUUAAUAUUCUCUUGUACAAAAAGGAAAUAAAAGUAUUUCCCUUUGUUGAUUUGAUUGUGUUAACAAAAUCACUGUACCAGAUAAUAAUUUCUUUUGAUAACCAAUGCACCUGAGUUUUUAUUAAUUGCGGUGGUUCACAUGUGUGGCAAAUAAACUGCUUUGUCAACAUUCAA